Phodopus roborovskii (desert hamster) is the source of this 5032-nucleotide messenger RNA. RefSeq names its product potassium voltage-gated channel subfamily C member 3 (gene Kcnc3). Gene Ontology annotation, molecular function: delayed rectifier potassium channel activity; protein binding. Gene Ontology annotation, biological process: potassium ion transmembrane transport; protein homooligomerization. NCBI's taxonomy places the organism in Eukaryota, Metazoa, Chordata, Mammalia, Rodentia, Cricetidae. The transcript is spliced from 4 exons. Gene Ontology annotation, cellular component: voltage-gated potassium channel complex; dendrite membrane; neuronal cell body membrane. The record is from RefSeq and is a predicted model, not a curated record. Bases 16 to 2313 code for a protein of 765 amino acids.
CCGCCUCCCCGUCCAAUGCUGAGCUCAGUGUGCGUUUGGUCGUUCCGCGGGCGCCAGGAGGCUGGCGAGCCGCAACCGCAGCCGGCACCAACGCCGCAGCUACUCGAGUCUCCGCCGCCGCCGCUGCAUCAGCAGUGCGCACAGCCCGGCCCCGCCGCGUGCCCGGCGGGUGCUCCGCUUUCCCGCGGGCCCGGGGGCCGGCGCGCCGAGCCAUGCCCCGGGCUGCCGGCGGUGGCCAUGGGGCGGCACGGCGGCGGCGGCGGCGACAGCGGUAAGAUCGUGAUCAACGUGGGCGGCGUGCGCCAUGAGACGUACCGCUCCACGUUGCGCACCCUGCCGGGGACACGGCUGGCCGGGCUGACCGAGCCCGAGGCGGCCGCGCGCUUCGACUACGAUCCGGGUACGGACGAGUUCUUCUUUGACCGCCACCCGGGCGUCUUCGCCUACGUGCUCAACUACUACCGCACCGGCAAGCUGCACUGCCCGGCCGACGUGUGCGGGCCGCUCUUCGAGGAGGAGCUGGGCUUCUGGGGCAUCGACGAGACGGACGUGGAGGCCUGCUGCUGGAUGACCUACCGCCAGCACCGCGACGCCGAGGAGGCACUGGACUCCUUCGAGGCCCCCGACUCCUCGGGCGCCGCCAACUCCUCCAACGCCGGAGGCGCCCACGAUGCAGGCCUGGACGACGAGGCAGGCGCCGGAGGCGGCGGGCUGGACGGAGCAGGCGGCGAACUCAAGCGCCUGUGCUUCCAGGACGCGGGCGCCGGGGGACCUGCCGGGGGCGCGGGAGGCGCGGGCGGCACGUGGUGGCGGCGCUGGCAGCCCCGCGUGUGGGCGCUUUUCGAGGACCCCUACUCGUCGCGGGCCGCCAGGUAUGUGGCCUUCGCCUCCCUGUUUUUCAUCCUCAUUUCCAUUACCACCUUCUGCCUGGAGACACAUGAGGGCUUCAUCCACAUCAGCAACAAGACGGUGACGCAGGCUUCCCCAAUCCCUGGGGCUCCUCCAGAGAACAUCACCAAUGUGGAGGUGGAGACAGAGCCCUUCUUGACCUACGUGGAAGGCGUGUGCGUGGUCUGGUUCACCUUUGAGUUUCUCAUGCGUGUCACCUUCUGCCCGGAUAAGGUGGAGUUCCUCAAAAGCAGUCUGAACAUCAUUGACUGUGUGGCCAUCUUGCCCUUCUAUUUGGAGGUGGGCCUGUCAGGCCUCAGCUCCAAAGCUGCCAAGGACGUGCUGGGCUUCCUGCGUGUCGUCCGCUUCGUGCGCAUCCUGCGCAUCUUCAAGUUGACCCGUCACUUCGUGGGCCUGCGUGUGCUGGGCCACACGCUCCGGGCCAGCACCAACGAGUUCUUGUUACUCAUUAUCUUCCUGGCUCUAGGGGUCCUCAUCUUUGCCACCAUGAUCUACUAUGCUGAACGCAUUGGUGCCGACCCUGAUGACAUCCUGGGCUCCAACCACACCUACUUCAAGAACAUCCCCAUCGGCUUCUGGUGGGCCGUGGUCACCAUGACCACCCUGGGCUAUGGAGACAUGUAUCCCAAGACAUGGUCUGGGAUGCUGGUCGGGGCACUGUGUGCCCUGGCUGGUGUCCUGACCAUUGCCAUGCCGGUGCCCGUCAUUGUCAACAACUUCGGCAUGUACUAUUCACUGGCUAUGGCCAAGCAGAAAUUGCCAAAGAAGAAAAACAAACAUAUCCCCAGGCCUCCACAGCCUGGCUCACCCAACUACUGCAAGCCUGAUCCCCCGCCUCCACCCCCACCACACCCCCACCACGGCAGCGGUGGCAUCAGCCCACCACCGCCCAUCACCCCUCCCUCCAUGGGGGUGACUGUGGCUGGGGCCUACCCACCCGGACCCCACACGCACCCGGGGCUGCUCAGGGGUGGUGCUGGGGGCCUUGGCAUCAUGGGAUUGCCUCCUCUGCCAGCCCCUGGUGAGCCCUGCCCCCUGGCUCAAGAAGAGGUGAUCGAAAGCAACAGGGCAGUAGACCCCCGUCCCAAUGGGGACCCUGCAGCAGCUGCCCUGGCCCACGAGGACUGCCCUGCCAUCGACCAACCAGCCAUGUCUCCAGAAGACAAGAGCCCCAUCACUCCUGGAAGCCGGGGUCGCUACAGCCGGGACCGCGCUUGCUUCCUCAUCACUGACUAUGCCCCUUCCCCUGACGGCUCCAUCCGAAAAGGUUACGAGAAGUCCCGCAGCCUGAGCAGCAUUGUGGGCCUGAGCGGGGUGUCCCUGCGCCUCGCGCCCCUCGCCACUCCCCCUGGCUCGCCCCGGGCCACGCGCCGAGCUCCCCCAACCCUGCCCUCCAUCCUCUAGCGAUUCCCUCCCCCCGCGGGGGGACUGGGGGUGAUGGGAAGGUCGAAAGGCGCUGGGGGUGGUGGGUGAGAAAAGGGUUCUUUUAAAAAUGUCAUUAAUAAUAUGCAAAAGAGAUGAUGAUGCCAGCAGACACCCCAGGCCUCUCACUCCCCACACACUAGAAAACCCCCAGGAUAGAGGGGGCGGGGUAGGAGCCUGUUCUCCCCCAACUCUCCCCUCAAAAAAAAAAAAAAAAAAAAAGUAAAACCUCAGGUCUCCAUGAGCCAUAGGACACCCCUCCCAUCGACUCCUGUAAAUAACUAAAAGCUGAUUCCACCUAGGGGCACUCACUCUAGUUUGCAUGCCUCCCGGACCCCCUCUUCAGCAAUAAGCCGCCAGGAGCUGCGUGCAGAGAGUUGGAGGAGAGGCUGCUGGGAGCUUCUGGGGUCGGGGAUGGCAUUUUAGGGGUUUUCCUGAUCACCCACCAAAAGGGCAACCCACCCAUCAACAAUCGAUUCAGGAAAAACAAACAAACAAACAAAAAACCCUCUAGGAACAUGUAGGGAAAGGAAAGCAGGUUAAUCAGCCGCAUCCUUGAGCUCAGCUGGGGGUGGGGGUUCUGCCAGCUGCUCCCGGGCUUGGAGGACUCCUGCUGGUGCAUUCCACCUACGCCCGCCUCCGGGGAUCUGCUCCCUCUAUUCACUGCAUGGACUUAGCCCUCCAGGCCCAGAAUCCUCCACCGCACCGUCUCCACUCUAUCCCAGAACAUGAGGCUAGCACCCUAGACUUCCGGAGAUUGACCCUGGCACCCUGCACUCCCAUCCCCGCACACUUCCGGCACCCCACACUCCCCUCCAUACCCACACGUCCACCACUGGCCUUGGCUGCACCUCAGUGUUCUUCCACCCUCCCACCCCAGCUCACUUACAGACAUCCUGACAUUUCUCAUGACCCAGACAUUGCCCAGACACACCCAUAUUCAUUCAAGCUUCCCCCCAUCCCAGACAGCCCUGACCCCGACAUCACACUCCCCAGUUCCAGGCGCCUCUGAUGCUAGACCUUCCCAGAUGGGCUCGGGCUCGGCCUGUCUGAUUCCAGGGAGCUCCCACUCCAUCCGGCAUCUCUGUCUAGGCAACCCCCUCCUCAAAGCCGCUUCCACCGAGAUGGUGCCAAAACACAGACUUUCCCAGAGCGUGGGACUCCAUUCCCUCUUCGUGUGCUGUAGUCUGCAAAGUGCACAAACGACCAAGUGUUUAAAACAUGAAUGCUCCAGGCACACCUAGCUGGUGCGUCCUGGCAGCGCGGCAGUUGGGUGUUGACAUUGGAAGUAAGUCAAGGACAGUCAAGCACACAGCUUGCCUAAUGUGCUAAGGUCCCGGGGUUCAAUCUCCGGCAGCCCCUCUUCCCCUAAAACAGUCCCAAAGUGAUGAUAGAAGCUGUGGCUCGCGUGGUGGGAAAAGACACGCCCACCUCGACUCAUCCACCCCCUCCCAGUGUCCCUUGCCCGCCACGUGCCACGUUCGCGGUGGAAGACUCCCAAAUCCCAUCUUGGCUCCAGUAUGCUACCUCCCCCAAAGCCCAGAGACCACACUGGUCCCAGAAUCCUAAACAAACUCCUUUGGAGCAGGGUGGUCAGCAAAAUUAGCAAUCUCUUCCUUGUUCCCACAGCCUCAGGGAGCCCUCCCGCUGCCACCAGCGUGUCGGUGAGAGAGUCCUUGGGCCCAAUUCUCGAUGCAACGAUUCCUAUGCAAGGGGCAUUUUGAGUCCCCCCACCCCCACACCUCCAGCCUUCCCUUGGGACUUUAAACCCUGCUAAGACAGGGGUUGAGGGGUGGGGUGGGAUCUGGUAGGGGCAGGACAAAGGGCUAGGGGACUCCAGACAUCAGGGUAUGAGGUGAGAACUCCUAAUAUUGCCAAAGGGUUUAACUUUAAACAGCCCCUAUUAUCCCCUCCCAUCCCUCAAUGGGGCGGGGAGAGGGGGCAAGAGUCCUUUUCGAGGGUACCAACCACCUCCCACUGUCUUCCCCCUGCUCUCCAGUUUCCCACACGUAUCCAGCUUUUUAGUUAAGCUUUUUUUAAAAAGCUACCAUCGUUAUAAAUGUCUACAAAACGUGAUUUUUGCCCCCUUCAUAUUUCCCAAUUUACCAAACAGUGUGGGGUUCGGGGAGGGAGAGCCAGGUCCUGGUCUCCCUUUUCCCCACGGCCGCCAGGGUGCCUGCAACUGCACGCAUGCGCUGCAUGAUGCACCCCCCCACACACACACGCGCAUGUGUCGCGCACCCCUCCUGCGCUGGUGGGGGGGACGCACGGGCUGGGGGCGGGGCGAUGGGGAGGAAAGAUUGGCAGGGGGCAAGGGGGUCUUCCUGAGCUCAGCAGCUCCCCUCCUUCCCCACACACUCACAGCAAUAAGUUUCUCUACUUCUAGUGGGCGGAUGGGUCUGGCCUGGCCUGGCCUGGCCUGGCGCGGGAGGGGUUGGCCAAGGGGCGCUCUCAGGGAUGGGGGCGGGUCCUGAGUCUGGGGGAGGGGAGGUCUGCAACUCUGGUGCUAACAGGCGGGUCUUCCUGGCCCACCCGCAGGCAGGCAGGGAGGGGUCGGCAGGCUCCUCCCCCAAGCCUCCCCCACGCCCAUCCAGGGUGCAUGAACCACCCACGCAGAAGCUGCCGCAUGUCAGCCCUCCCCCACAAAGAAACAGUGUCAUGCCCCUCCCCAGCCCAAUAAAUGAUUCCUUUUCAUUUAGAA